Molecule: messenger RNA, 883 nt
Organism: Hibiscus syriacus
Lineage: Eukaryota; Viridiplantae; Streptophyta; Magnoliopsida; Malvales; Malvaceae
Exons: 6
Coding region: 161-799 (212 amino acids)
Source: RefSeq, a predicted model, not a curated record
UUUUUCUUGAAGCAAUAAUUUUGUGGGGAAAUCCUACUUUUUUUUCUUCUCUGGGAUGAUUGUAUUUUCACUGACUUCUGAGAAAAAAUAUAGUGUAUUUGUUUAGAUCUUUAAAGUCAGGCAGCAAAUUCCUCUCAAAGUUCCAAUUUGAGUAUCAGAGAUGGAGAAAGAAGAGAGGAACCAAAGGACAAGCAAAACAAUAAAUUCAGAGCUGUUUCUACAGUGGGGAAACAGAAAGAGGCUAAGAUGCGUGAGAGUUAAAGACCCUAAAAAAAUAUCUCAUAAAUCGAAUGUCAUGGUCCGUAGAAGAAUCACUUGUCGGCUUUUAGAUAAAGAUUCAUCCCCUUCUUCUCGAUCCAAUCAUCGUCUCACUAGGAAUUCCGAGGCAGCUAUACUCCGGUCGACUACAACCGAGCACCGGAAAAAUUCAUCACAAGAGGAGGAAGAUCGCUACUACACAACAAGGGGAUCGGCGGUGAGUCUAAUGGAUGAGAAUGGGAAGGUUGCAGUGGAUUGUAGUAAUGGAGAUGAUAAGAAAGCACUAGUGUGGCCAAAGUUGUUUAUCACUUUGUCAAGCAAAGAGAAAGAGGAGGAUUUUAUGGCGAUGAAAGGGUGUAAACCUCCCCAAAGACCUAAAAAGCGAGCCAAGAUCAUCCAAAGAAGCUUACUUUUGGUGAGCCCCGGUGAAUGGUUGACCGAUAUGUGCCAAGAGAGGUAUGAAGUUAGGGAAAAGAAGAGUUCUAAGAAGAGACCAAGAGGAUUAAAGGCCAUGGGGAGUAUGAAAAGUGAUUCAGAUUGAAUGAUAGUCUAUUUAUCUAUCCAUGGCGCAGCAGAGGUAUUUUCUCUUCUCAAGUUUUGCAAUUAAUGGGAUUGUUAAGAGUUU